Messenger RNA from Labeo rohita (rohu), 4189 nucleotides. It is a transcript of the gene tbc1d19, whose product is annotated as TBC1 domain family, member 19. The record is from RefSeq and is a predicted model, not a curated record. NCBI's taxonomy places the organism in Eukaryota, Metazoa, Chordata, Actinopteri, Cypriniformes, Cyprinidae. Bases 198 to 1784 code for a protein of 528 amino acids. The transcript has 22 exons.
CAUUUACUGGACCACUUUUACAGUGAAGGCUGAAGACUACAUGUUUUUUUUUUCCCUAGAUUUUUUUCAGAUUUGCAGUCUGGAGGAGCCAAGAGUCACAGGUUUGUUGUCAUUUGCCUGGAUACGGUGGUUUAUCUUGCGAUGCUGCAGGGUUAACAGAUGCUCGCAGAAAAUCCCAUCGACAUCACAUUAAAAUUAUGAUAAUGCUGGACGAGAGCGCAGAGCUGUCUGUCUCUAUAACGCAGAUUGUUCAGCGGCUCAAAGGGACUCAUUUACACUCUCAGCUGGAGAAACAGGCUAAAGAAUGUUUGCACAAACCCGAAAUUAAACUGGAAACACUGAAAGAUGAUGUCAGAAGAUUGUUAAAGGCCUCAGGUUGGGAGAGAAAAUUACAAAAUGCUGUUUACAGGGAAUUACACAUUCUGCCUCCCCCUGGGCACCCUAGAGCACCUCCUGAACACACCAAAGAGCCCUUGGCAUAUAUGUGCAAAGCACAGGUGAACUGGGAGAAGAGGAUCCUGAAGAGUUUGAACAGUAUGUGCACUGAGUUGGGAAUUCCACUAGCACGGAAGCGGCCAGUCACAGAGCAGAAAGAGCUGACAAAUAAAUGGAACGAGAUGGGAACUGAUGAACCAGACCUAAGCAAAUUCAGGCCUGUCUAUGCACCCAAAGACUUCCUUGAGGUGUUGGUUGGUUUAAGAAACCCAAAUAACGAGCGCAGUGAAGAUCUCACAGUCAGAAGCCAUUGGGGAUUAAUCCAGGUUUCCCUCAAUAUCCGUGACAUUCCUCAGAUGAGGGAAAUGUAUCCAGAGCUAGGUCUUUCUUAUGGACAGCUUGGUAUAGAUGAUCACACUCAUGUACCUCCAGAUUUGUUCGAGAGUGAGCACAUUCACAUAGGAAAAAAAGUGGUGAGCGAGCAAGACAGUGCAGCAGCGCAGCAGUACAGCAGGCAGGGCUGCCCUACUGGUCUCAGGGCCCAGCUAUGGUCUCUUAUCCUCAAUACUACGAACGAUCCUGAGGACAUUACACAAUAUGAACAGCUGAAGGCUAGAGUCAUUCAUCAUGACCUGCUGGUGGACAACCUAAUAUAUAAGGAUGUAAAGCUCACUGCAAGUAAUGAUGAUUACUACUUCGUGUUUGAGGACUAUUUAUAUCAAGUCUUGCUGUGUUUUUCUCGAGACACUGCAGUCCUAGAGCAUUUCAGCUACAACAGCGCUACACCGCCUAAAUCUUGCAUCCAAAGCAAGUCUGGCUCAGAGCAGAGUGCUGUGGUUUACCCCCCGAAUGGUGUCAUCCCAUUUCAUGGCUUCUCAAUGUACGUGGCCCCACUGUGUUUCUUAUAUAAUGAGCCGUCAAAGCUGUACAGCGUGUUUAGAGAGAUGUAUAUUCGCUACUUCUUCAGACUACACUCUAUCUCUUCACAUCCGUCUGGUAUAGUGUCUCUGUGCUUGCAGUUUGAAAGAUUACUGCAGACUCAUCUCCCCCAGCUUUUCUACCAUCUACGAGAAAUCGGAGCCCAGCCAUUGCGAAUUGCCUUUAAAUGGAUAGUUCGAGCCUUCUCAGGAUACCUGUCCACUGACCAGCUCCUAUUGUUAUGGGACCGCAUCCUUGGAUAUGAUUCCUUAGAGAUAGUAGCAGUCCUGGCCGCUGCCGUCUUUGCCUUCCGAGCCGAAAACCUAAUGGAAGUGACAUCACUGGCAUCAGCUGAGGCUGUUCUUGCUGACCUCUCAACCCUGAAGGUGAUGCCCUUGCUGCAGAUCUUCCUCUUCGCCACCUCCGUCUGAGAAACAGGCUGUGCGUUUGUCUGCUGUGGUGACUGGAUGUUCCAGUCCAUUUUGUAUUCAUGCUGACUUUAAAGGGAUAGUUCACCCAAAACUUUAAACUGUUUAACUCAAAUUUACUAAUGGUCAUGUCAUUCCAAAAUAACAUUCGUAUAACAUUAGUAUGCUUGUAUGGCUUUGUCUUAUUUGGAACAUAAAGGAGCUUUUUUUUAAAGAAUGUUGGUAAUCACACAGUUUUGAUUACCAUUGUGUGGACAAAAGCAUUUUUAAAAUAUGUACUUGCAUGUUCCACAGAAGAAUGAAAGUGUUGGUGUGGCACAACCUGAGGAUGAGUAAAACAUGACAGAAUGUUUAGCUAUGAAGCGACUUUACUUUUCACCUGACGUAACUGAUUCCUCCUAUUUAUAAAUCCAUAAUUUCUUCCACCAUUUUGGUUCUGUAUGUAACAGCCUCUCAAGAUUCAGUGAGUUCCAAAUAAGUCCCACGCUGCUCCUUUUUUACAUAGAAAUGCAUUUGAUUACAGGAGCACAGUGAAUUGCAGAUGGCACAUUUCAGGUUGAACCAGGUUGACGAUUUCCAGUGAAUUGUUUGAACUGCAAUAGUGACACAAGGGGGAAAAACACUAGGAACAGAAUAAUUUAUGAAUUAUAUGUUGUCUUUUUUUUUAAAUCUUAAACAUACCUUUUUUUAAAACAUAUUCUUAUUUUGGAAUGUUAUGAAUAUGUGACUCAGGACCAUAAAACCAGUCAUAAGUCACAUAUAUUUGUAGCAAUAGCCAACAAUACACUGUAUGGGUCAAAAUGAUCAAUUUUUCUUUUAUGCCAAAAAUCAUUAGGAUAUUAAGUAAAGAUCAUGUUCCAUGAAAAUAUUUUUUCCUACUGUAUAUUUAUCAAAACUAGUAAUAUGCAUUGUUAAGAACUUCAUUUGGACAACUUUAAAGAAGAUUUUCUCAGUAUUUUAUUUUUUUUUAUUUUUUGCAACUUCAUAUACCAAAUUUGAAAAUACAGUAGUUGUAUCUCGGCCAAAUAUGGUCCUAUCCUAACAAACCAUACAUCAAUGGAAAGCUUAUUUAUUGACUGGUUUUGUGGUUCAGGGUCACAUACGUUGACGCUAUAUUAUCACUGCAAACCUAACAGAAUACUGUAUGUUGUUAUUGCUAGCUAAAACAUUUACAAGUCAUUUUUAUUAAUAAAGCUGAAAAAAACAAUAUUAUUUUACAAAAAUUACAAUUAAAUAUUAUUUUACAAAAAUUAAAAUGUAGUCUAAAAUAUAUAAUAAAAGCUAGUUCAAAAAUUAAUAAAUACUAAUAUAUAAAUAAUUUUAAAAUAACACUGGUUACUCUUAUAUAAUAUAAUGCCCUAGAAUUGCAUAUUGGCCAAAAACACAAAAAAAGUCUUCCAUGAUAACGAGGUUCAUUCUGAAAUAUAUUUUAUAUGUUAAUGGUACAAUUUGUACUAGAAACAGUAUUUGUAGUUGCAGUGUAACUAAUAAAGAUUCCCAGAUAAGGAUCUUAAGAAUAGUGAAAGUCUUAAAAUGAUAAUAGAUGCCAUCUACUGCAGUUAGGAUACUUGGAUAGGAUGGUUAUCCUUUUGGCUUAGUACCAGUGAAUUUGGAUGAAAGCACUUAUCAAACUUUGAACGUAAGUGUAAUGUCCUUGGAUAACAGAAGCAGCACUGAUGGAGAUACGUAUUUGCCUUUCAUAUUUGCAUAAUGGCUGUUUCGUGUGACUGUUAAUAAACGCAGAUCUAAUUACACUACCUUAGAUCGACAAAAAAUGUUAUUGAUUUGAAAGAGAAAUGCAGGUAAUUUUGAAGUCAUACCAAAUGAAUUGUGUUUUGUUGUCUGUACAUCUGUUUGUUUCGAGAACGGGGGCACAUCUCUGCAUGUCCAAUAAUAUAACAUAUUUGAUGCAAAUUGCAAUUAAUUAAUGUUUAUUAUCUUUUAUCUCUAAUGUUUAUUUUCUUUACACUAACAUUUGUUUAUAGGUUACUUCUGUUGUUGACAGGAGCUAUUAUUAAUUUAGAUAUAAUUUUUUUCAUAUUUGAAAGCGGACAUUUUUGUAAUAUUUUGAAAUAUAUGUUGCAUAUAUGUACAAGUAUCUGACAUAUAUUUUGUAUAUCUCUGUAAUCCAUACAUGGACAUAUAUAUAUAUAUAUGUGUUUUACAUAUAUUGCCAUACAUCAGAUUUUCGUAUGAGGAAGCAGUUUUCUGAAGCAGAAAUGUAUAAGAAUUGCCUGAAUCAUAUCUUAAACUGUUAAUUCAUUAUUCAUUCAGUAUUAGCUGUACAGUAUAAACACGAUUUCACGUUGUUAAGAGCAACUCUUACAUUGCCUGACAUUUAUAUGCAUUUCAACCAUGAAUAUUUAUUUCAAUAAAUUUAAUUCAAUACAGUCUAAACAGUAAUUUCA